AUGUAUCAUCCUUCUCUAUAUCUCUACCUCGCUCUCCAGCGCAGAUCAAUCUGUUUAUCACGAUACGACACUGUGUUCGGGUUGCAUUACUCAGACUGUGUUGUCCCGGAAGGAGAGGCUUCCAAAUCCGAAGACUUGGCCUUGUGCGACCAGAGUGCGUCGCUGUGCGUCGUCGAAGCAAAUGUCUUCCUCAAGCCAUGCGCUGGUGAGUAUAUUCCCGGUAUAUUCGAUGGCCACCACAUCACAAAGGACAUGAACGAAACAGGAAGACGUUCAAACACAGUUAUAUAUUUUUAUACGCCAUCUGGUAUCAUAAGUCACUUUGCCGGAGUGGUUAACGGGAUCGCCUGCUACCUUCUCGUAGUCGAAAGCGGUUGGGCUUUGCCCGCCUCCUGGAGUCGUUCCACAACCACUCCGGCGAAGGAAACGGCCCGGCUGGCCCGGGUUCGACUUGUUCGACCACGGGAGUUUUCCACUGUGACGUCAUUCUGCUUCCUUUUCUUUUCUGCAUCUCCAUUCUGCCAUGUCGAAUCCUGCAAUCUUCAGGAUUGUCUGGGGAAGAACACGUAUCAUCCAGAGAAAUGCGAUAAAGUCCUCCGACAAUUGUAUGAAUGCUGCCAGGAGAUGUACAAGGCUCACCCCAGAUCAGAAUCGUCUGCCUGCCCUAUACCUAGUGUAGUCGACCGAUGGAUGAAAGACCAUUCGAAGUAG
This is a messenger RNA of Lentinula edodes (shiitake mushroom), 711 nucleotides long. RefSeq lists its product as uncharacterized. NCBI's taxonomy places the organism in Eukaryota, Fungi, Basidiomycota, Agaricomycetes, Agaricales, Omphalotaceae. Gene Ontology annotation, cellular component: mitochondrial intermembrane space. Bases 1 to 711 code for a protein of 236 amino acids. The transcript is spliced from 6 exons. The record is from RefSeq and is a predicted model, not a curated record.